This is a messenger RNA of Amphibalanus amphitrite, 2757 nucleotides long. RefSeq lists its product as uncharacterized. Lineage: Eukaryota; Metazoa; Arthropoda; Thecostraca; Balanomorpha; Balanidae. The record is from RefSeq and is a predicted model, not a curated record. The transcript has 3 exons. Gene Ontology annotation, molecular function: nucleic acid binding; aspartic-type endopeptidase activity. Gene Ontology annotation, biological process: proteolysis. Bases 1 to 2757 code for a protein of 918 amino acids.
AUGGAGCAGGAAGAGAGUCUGGAGGAGUUCCUGGGCAGACUACGGACGCAAAUCCUGCGCUGCGGCUACGAGCCGGCGCAGGUGGACCGUGAGUUGAGAGACCGAUGCGUCCUGGGCAGCCGAGGUGAGCUACAGAGGAAGCUGGUCCGGGAGGCGGCGCUAAAGGGUGACGACCUCUCUCUGGAGGACGUCCGGCGGACGGCACGGGCGCACAGGGACGUGAUGGAUCUGACGACGCGGCUGUCAGGGGCGCCGGCGCCGGCCGAGACGGACGGGGAGGCAGUUCACCUGGUGCGACGCCCGCAGCGGACGGAGAGGCGUGACUGCGGCAAACAGCGAACUGGCGUGAAGCUGGUUCAGGACGGCGACCAGGCUGACUGGCAAGUCAGCGCCGUGCAGCCAGCCGCAGCUGAGUGGGCGACGGUCAGGGUGAACGGCCAGGAGUUCACCAUGCUGAUCGACACUGGCUCACCGGUGACUAUAAUCAGCGCGGAGACUCACAUCCCCGGUCUGACGCUGCGGCCGAGUGAGCUGCACCUCACGUCAUUCACCGGCCAGCAAAUCCGUCUGCGAGGCGAGGCCGACGUCAACGUGGAGACGGACGGCCGAGCGACACGGCUGCGACUCGUCGUGUCCGACAUGGGCUCUCACCGACCUCUCAUGGGACGAGAGUGGAUCAAGGCGCUGAGGACGGCGUCGGGUCUGGAGACGCUGAACGUGUGCCCGGUGGCGACUCAGCCGACGCUGAAGGAGGUGAUGGACAAACACCGUGAGGUGUUCAAAGAAGAACUGGGCAGAAUCCCGGUGAAGGUGGCGCUCAGACUGAAGGAAGGCGCCAAACCGGUCUAUCGACGCGCCAGACCGGUGCCGUUUGCGCUACAGCAAGAUAUCGAGCGGGAGCUCGACAAGUGGCUGGAUCAAGGGAUCGCCGAGAAGGUGCCUCCUGGACACUUCUCCGGAUGGGGUACGCCGCUCGUACCCAUCCCCAAGAAGGACGGCGUGCGGCUGUGCGCGGACUAUCGGAUCACGGUGAACCCGCAGCUGCAGCCUCUGAAGUAUCCGAUGCGCACGCCGGAGGAGCUAUUCGCCAGCAUACGAGGGAAAAAGUUCUGCAAGCUGGACUGCAGGAACGCCUAUCUCCAGUGUGAGCUGGACGAAGAGAGCCGAGACAUGACCACCGUGACCACACACCGUGGUGCGAUGCGGAUGAACCGUCUCCCGUACGGGAUCAGCACCUGUGGAGCGCAGUUCCAGGCGAUCAUGGACCAGGUGCUGGAUGGUCUUCCAGGAGUCGUCUGUUACCUGGACGACGUGCUGAUCGGCGCCGACAGUGACCGUGAGCUGAUGGACAGGCUGGACCGGGUGCUGGAGCGGCUGAAGGACAACGGCGUCCGCCUCAAGAAAGAGAAGUGCCAGUUCGGAGUCCGAGAAGUAGUGUAUCUCGGUUGGCGACUGUCUGAGGCGGGUCUGCGCCCGGUGCAAGAGAAGACGGCGGCCGUCACAGCAGCACCUGACCCUCGGAACGUGCAGGAGCUGCGAUCUCUGAUCGGGUCAGUCAGCUAUUAUCAGCGGCUGCUGCCCAACCUGUCUACCGUGCUAGCGCCGCUCUACGCGCUACUGAAGACGGGCGUCAAAUGGGCAUGGACGGCGGAGUGCGCCGCGGCAGUGCGCCGUGUGAAGGACAUGCUGUCCACGGCGCCGGUCCUGAUGCGGUACGACCCCGUGCUGCCGCUGCGGCUCGUCACGGACGCCAGUGCGACAGGAGUCGGAGCGGCUCUGAUGCAAGUGACGCCCGAGGGGCUCGAGAGGCCGGUACAGUACGCCUCCCGAACGCUCACUCCGACGGAGAGGAAGUACGCCCAAGUGGAGAGGGAAGCCGCAGCCGUCUCGUUCGGAGUGCGGCGGUUCCACCAGUUCCUGUUUGGUCGGCCGUUCACCCUGGUGGUCGACAACAGGACGCUCUCCAGGAUCCUAAACCCGGACCGUGAGCUGCCAUCUCUGGCGGCGGCUCGCAUGCAAAGGUAUGCGCUGCAGCUCGCGGCGUAUCAGUACAAGAUCGAGCUGCGCCGGACGGAGGACAUGAGGCUGGCGGACACGAUGUCCCGUCUGUCGGUGCCGGACGAGGCGGAGAACCGGCUGUCGGCAGAAGAGGAGGCGGCGUACGGCGGAGGCGGCGUAAUGUUCAUCGCCGAGCAGGGGCCGUGUCUGACCGCGCAGCAGAUAGCAGUGGCCACGCGCCGAGACCCGGCGCUCGCCCGCGCUCUGGCGGCGGUGCGAUCGGGCUGGCCGGCGGUGGUGGACCCGGACCUGGCUCCCUUCAAGAAUCGCCGAGAGGAGCUGACGACUGAGGCCGACUGUCUGCUCUGGGGCGGCCGAGUCGUCAUCCCGAGCAGCCUGCGCGACACCGUCAAGCGGGAGCUGCAUGAGGGUCACUUCGGCUGCACUCGCAUGAAGCAGCUGGCGAGGCGCUUUGUGUGGUGGCCGGGACUCGAUGCUGAGCUGGAGGCGCUGGCUCGCGGGUGUCAGGCGUGCGUCUCAAAGCGAGCUGAGCCGCCGCAGGCGACACGGCACCCGUGGGAGCCGACGGACGGCCCGUGGCAGCGGGUGCAUGCCGAUUUUGCCGGACCUCUGAAGGGCACCUGGUUCCUGGUGAUGGUGGAUAGUUUCUCCAAGUGGGCUGAAAUGAUCCCAAUGAAGACGACCACGUCCGAGCGGACCAGUGACGCCCCACGCCGCGACCGCACGGACUCCCGCUGA